Linum tenue is the source of this 636-nucleotide messenger RNA. NCBI's taxonomy places the organism in Eukaryota, Viridiplantae, Streptophyta, Magnoliopsida, Malpighiales, Linaceae. The record is from the annotation of a GenBank genome assembly.
AUGCGUAGUAGACGACCGUGCGUGAAGCAUUUCAGCCACUCCCACCCGCUGCGACCCGUCGAGGUGAAAGAGGAAGAAGAGUUGAUCUGCAGCGGCUGUGAGCUGGAUCUCUCAGGUUCAGCUUACAGGUGCCGCAAGUCGUCUAGCUGCUGCGACGACUUCUAUCUUCACAGAUCAUGCUUCGAGUUGCCAAAGGUGCUUCAACUCCCCAUGGAUCAUGUCUCUGGCCAUCAGCACCCGCUGCUUCUACUUGACACCCCACCUAAAGAAGAUGAUGACGAUGAGUACCCCAAGUUCGUAUGCAACGCCUGCGGCGACUAUGGCACAGGUUUCACCUACCGCUGCUCCAGCACCAGCUGCCAGUCCUUCAAUCUCCAUGUUACAUGUGCUUUCCUGCCCAACACCAUAAAGCAUGUUGACCACCAGCACCCGCUCAGCCUAUUCUCUUCCUCCACCUCCCUAGAGAUCAAAGGAAUUAGCUUCACCUGUGACGUAUGCAGGAAACAAGUCCCUCAAAAUUGCUGGAUCUACUACUGCUCUGAAUGCGACUAUGGCACAGAUCUUGCUUGCACCACCACCACCAACAACAACACAUAUUCCGUCCUUCCUGCUGGAGGAGGUGGACGCAUACAAUAA